UGGGCGGCUUGUGUUAGCUUUGGGCAGAUUUUUGCAGUCCACUGCCGGAGAAUUUCAAAAAAGACCUUUCUGAAUGAAUCCAGUCCUGGGAAAGAUCGGCAGAAAGAAUCCUGUCCAAAAUGUUUUUUGCUGCACGCGUUGCAAUGUAGUCAGCAGCAAAUCAUUCAGAUUUUUUACGCCGUCGUUCGCGUUCCCGUUCACGUCGCCGUUCGCGGACUCGUUCUCCACCACGCCGUUCUCGCUCUCGUGA
This is a messenger RNA of Meloidogyne enterolobii, 250 nucleotides long. Lineage: Eukaryota; Metazoa; Nematoda; Chromadorea; Rhabditida; Meloidogynidae. The record is from the annotation of a GenBank genome assembly.